GUCAAAAGUAAAACGAAUUUGUUUCUCUAAAUGUCAAAAUUUUAUGUGAUGCUGAAAGUUUUCUUUUGAAUUUCAAAAUUUGAAGUGUUUUUACUCGGAUUUUUAGGUCUUGCAAUGGCACCAAAAUCAGCUUUUAAGAAGGUGAAGAUCGAGUAUCCUCCUGUACCAAGAAAAAAAUGGAUACCACCUGAUGAAAGACCGAAGGAGCCAAGAGUCCCCGCCUAUGUCAAACCUAAAGGUAUAAGUCAGCCCCUUAAGAUUUCAAGUUUAGUAAGGAUAUGGCAUAAGUUCGUUCUUUACCAAAAUAGCAGAUAUGUGUUGGCUGGUUCUUUCAGUCAGACGCACAAAAGAUUCAGGUUGAAAACCAAUGGAAUGCAAGGAUCCUGCAACUGUAUAGUGGCCUGCAUAAUGGCAAAUAUAUUCAAGAUGGAGCAAUGGGACUUCAACGUCAUGAACCAAAUUCUCUUUGUUGGGGACAAACUCUACGAGAAAAGCAUUCUUAAGAUCGGAGACAGAUCUUUGGGCUCCUUAACUGUGACCCAAGUGUAUCCUACGUUCUACCUCCACAGGUAUAUGAUUACCUUCCAAGUAGUAAAUCCCAAAGAACCCACAUCAUUGGUUGUAUCUGUUGAACAUGAUCAAGUAGGAACACUCACUUCCACAUUGACUGAAUUCCUAGAAAAGCAUCAUUGCGGCGCUAUGAAGAUAGAGAAAAAUCAUAUAGCCAUUUGGAAAUACGACAGCGCGUUCUUUUUGUUUGACCCUACGGAACAUCAAAAGGAUGGUGAAAAGUGGCAUGGACUUGUGUCAACAGGAUUCUCGAUCUGCGUGCGAUUCAUAAAGAUUCAAACUAUGGCCGAAUUCAUUGUGAAUGAGAAUAUCAAAGGAAACACUUUGAGGUUGAAAAUAUGGCCUUUAGAGCUGAUAAGGUGUCAGAUGAUGUCUUUGAAGGCGCCGGAGAAUUUGGACGAUAUCAAAAGGCAGGCCGAGGAUUUAGAGAAAUUGAAGGAAGCUUCGAAAACAUAUCAGGCUAAAGAAGCCCGCAAACAAGCCUUACAGAAAGCCAAAAACAAAAAAGAAGAUGCUCCAGUUGAAAUCAGGUCGGAGAAAUCCAUUGAGAACAUGCGUAGAGCUGAAGAGAUUUCACCGGACUUGGAAGUACAAACCACAAAAAGUCUCACCGCCUUGAAGAGGUUGGAAGAAAGAUGCAAGAUACCGAUGGAGCCCCAUUUGCAAAAAAGUAUCACGUUUUUCACGGUCCUAGAAGACUCUAAGAUGGGUAUCAUCCGCGCCGCCACCCACCAAUUAGAUAAAAAGUUCUCCAGGUUUCGUGACGGUGAACAGAGCCUCUCCCAAGCGGUUGCUGCCCUGGUGAUGCGACGUUGUGCCCCUACUCAUCACUGGAUCAAGAAAUACGUCAACGAUAUUUUGAAACUGGGUGAAGUCAUCCACCAUAAGUCAACAAAAACAAAAACGGAAGGACCCUUUGGUUUGUCGAACAUCGUCGACAAGAUUGUCCAUCCUCCAGGGCAGUAUACCCUUGACUACGAGGAAUUGGCGCUACUUGGUAAGCUAGAAUCAGACGUGGAGGGUGUUUUGGACUUAUUACCCGCCCUGAUGACAUUCCUAAGAACCUACGACUGCUGCGUGGUCAACGGACCGGUAACACUAGCCGUUUGGUACGAGGACAAUAGGUAUUACAUGUACGAUCCAAAUGAAAGAGAUGAUAAGGGAAGGGCAAUUGACAAGGCGAAGUCAAACGCCGAACUGGGAACAGCUUGUGUCACCUGGUUCUCUACACUGAAGGAUCUGGUGAGGUUGUACGUCGAAAAUCUACCGAAGGAGCUAAGAAGAAAUGAUUUUCACCUGAGCAAGGUGAUUGUGGAGGAUUAUGUGGGCAAACCUGAGAAUUGGAACAACUUUCAAGGCAUAGUCAAGGGCAAAUGGAUAUUGAGAGGCACCUUGAAUCAAAGCAGCCACGUUUUCUCAGCCGAAAGCAGGAACUCCCAAUGCACGGCUAACGCUGUGAUGUCCAUAGCAUUUCUGCAGAUCAAGGAAGCUGAUAAGUGGAGUAAGAAGACUAUAGAUCAAGUUCUCAUGUCCGGUGACGAGUUUUAUAGGGCCACAGUAGAACGCUUAAAAGAGACCAAUAAUUUCGUCAGCAAGAUGCUGAUGGUUGAUGAGUUGAACAGAAACUUUUCGUUCAGUAAUAAGGAGGUCGUGUUCGACAUUAUAGAUUGCUGUGUGAACGGCAUUCUGGGUUAUCCUGACCGUGGAGAUGUCCUCAACGUGAAGACGGGUCUCAUGAAAUUCUUCCAAGAAUUCGACUUCGGCGUCCUGACCUGCAGAAAUAUAUCCCUCGGUGUUUGGAGAAUCAACGGUGACUAUUUCGUCUUCGACUCCCAUAGCCUAGAUGAGAAGGGGAUUAUAGCAGGUUACGGAACUGCCUGCGUAAUGCGAGUACUUACUGUCGACGAACUUUCCAAAACCAUUGAGACCAACCUGAAGCCUGACAAGCUCAGCUACUUCAACAUCAGUUCUGUCAAUGUCAACCUGUUGGAGGCAGAAGAGGAAGGAGGCACAGUAAGGUUACCUUUGAACAACUUUAAGCAAAUGGGAGACAACCAAGACAUUGCAAUACUGGCGUCCAAGUCGAGCUGCAAGAACAAAAAGUACGAAUUUAACGCGGGUAAACAAACGGUACCAAUGUGCAUUGCUGCGCUGGGCAUGAAUAGACUAAGGCCGAGCUCCAAAUGGAAUGAAGAUACCCUAGAGAUCAUCCUAGAUAUAGGGCACAAAUAUUUUGAGCAAUGUAUGGCGGAAUACGAAGCAAACCCUGAAGUAAUCGAGGAGGACAAGGGGAUAGUCUCGAAGUACUUGAUGAACAAUUUCAAGAUUGGCUUGAACAAGAUGGAACUGAAUUUACAGCUGCUUGCUGAAGGUUUUGUCGAAGACGGUCUAGCACAAACGAUCACCGAUUACUAUACGGCAAACGACAAGAUAACAGAUCAAAACUACUUAGAGAUAUUGGUGGAAACAGAGAAUAUAACCGUGUCGGUUUGGAAGGACCAAAAUCUCUUCUAUAUUUUCGAUCCUUACCCACGAGACGCAAAUGGUCAAGUCAUCGGAAAAGAUGCCUGGAGCGCUAAGGUAGAAGCUCCAGAAGUGGAGGCCGGCGAAGGUGGUGCCGAGGAACCUGCUAAGGCACCCAAGGCAGGGGAACCUGCAACGGAAGAGGGUGGUGGAGAUUUGGGUGAAGAGGAAGAGAAAGAAGAAGAAAAACCAAAAAGGCCUAGAUCUAGCGGUGAGGGGGUAUUUGAAGAAGACGAAGAAGAGCCAGAAGACCCUGAUGCCGAGGGUAAGGCUUGCAUACUCUUUUUCUACAACCUUGAAGACGUUGUGAAUCACAUCCUCGAGAACACUAGACCCAAUCAGAGGUCUAUGAUGCCGUUCACCAUAAACAAGGUGGAGAUUAAAAACAUCCCUCUCGUGAAAGAGAUCUUCAAUAAGGACUUCGGUGAGAGAAAGGACAGCUACUCCGGCAACUGGUACAACUUCGUGGAGUUGGACCACGGUCACUGGAUAUUAAGAGGGCAAAUCGAUCUUAAGAACGAGAUGUUCCCGGAAGAGAAUAGGGGCAAGCAGGUGUAUCCCAGUAUCAUAUCCGCCUUGGCAUUCGCCAAGCUCUACGCUAUGAGCAAAAUGAAACCUCAACACCUCACCUCGAUACUAUCAUAUGGAGAUCGUUUGCUUACGUACACCAAGCGCUUGCGCAAAGAGGCGCUUGCUCAGGAUAAAACGCUCAAUCUCCUGGAGGACGAGAUCAAAGCCAUAAUCAAAAACGAUAAAUACGAAAUAGAGUCCUACCCGAAAUCAUUCGUCAUUGGCGAUUCCAAGGUAAACUGGACCGUCACCAAGAAUAUUCUCAAGGGAGAUACGACUGCCAAAACGAGCCCGGAUAUUCUAGACGUUCAUCGAGCCUUGAACAAACUCUUCCAAAUCUCCUUCUACGGUAUAAUCGAAAGUAAAGGAUACUCUGUCGGAGUCUGGAAAGGGUCCACUGUUUACUACAUGUUCGAUCCUCACAAUACUGGAAUCACCGGAGCUAGAUCCCCUAUCGGUUACCCCUGCAUUACCAGAUAUCUGAAAACGGAACUUCUGGCUGAUAUAUUUCUUCAGAACAUACCGAUCGAGGGGCUCAACGUCUUCACUGUCCACCAGGUGACCAUGAACGAAGAACGCUACCAGAGGACGAAGGAUAUCAUGGAAAAAGCUGGAGCUGCACAACCCAUUAAGAUAUCCGGCUUCACCGAGGUAAUUCCCGGCAAAACGAUCCUGCGCGGAAGUUACAGCCAGGACGAUCCCAAAUUCGGCAGAGGAGAGAACGUGCUCAGCGCGCCGGUGGCCUAUAUCGCCCUGACCAUGUCUCUGAUCCACAAACCGGAGACCUGGGCUAAGCCAAUAGUGGACGAGGUGAUCUGCGUGGCGGACGAACUCUUCAAUCACACGAUGAUGGUGGCCGAGCCUGAUUUCAAUCCGUGGGAGGACACCAUGGAUCCCCACAACGUUGCCAAAGACUACAGGGUCGGUGUACUGCAGGCCAAUCUGCAGAUAAGAAACAGCGACCAAGCCGGCAUUCUGGACAUUAGGGAUACAGUAGUGUUGAAUCUGAGACAAGGUUUGGAACGAUUCUUCAUGGAAAACACCCACGGUAUCAUAUAUUCACCACCAAACAUUUGUUACGCCAUCUGGGAACAGGAAAAUGAUGGUCAUUCUAUAUUGUACAUGUUCGACCCUAACAAAAGAGGACCGACCGGUCUACCUUCGCCACAUGGUGUCGCCUGUGUUCUCACUUUUGCUUCCCCUAAAAUGGCUGCAGACCACAUCCUCGCAUGUAUAAAAGACCCUCAAGACAAACAUCAUCAGUACACUAUCUUGCCCGUUGAGAUCACCGUGGGUCCGUUCAAGACGUCCAAGGCAAAGAAGAAAACUGGGACAACGGAAGGAUGUUGCGAUGACAAGCAGAGUUUGAUGAAAAAACUGGCCCAUCAAACCACCAUAGAAGAGAAGAAAACCGCCAAGAAGAGGGCAAUGAUACAGAAGAAGAAGAAAGAUGACAAGAAAAGAUACUGGCAAGGUAGGACAGGCUACUUCGACAUUCCAAAAUGCCAGGCCAUCCUCAGAGGCACCCGCUGCCUGACCUCAAACUGCUACCAGGAGAAAACCAGAGGACUCCAAGACAUCCCAGUAUGCAUCGUGGCGUUCGUUGCCAAUCACAUCGUGCCGAUAAGCGAGUGGACCUGGAAGGAGAUAGACGCCGUCCUCGACACCGGCGAUCAGCUAUACAUAGACUCUUACAUCGCGUACAGUCCCAGAAACAAGAAGCUCGGCCUGGAGAACAUCAUCCGCAACAUCUUCAUAAUGAACAACAGGGCUCACGUGACCAUAUACAAGCCGAUCUCGAUACUGGGCUUCCACGCCAACCAGCUGACUAGGAACUUCGACAAAUGGUUCCUGGACGAGAACUUCUGCAUGCUGAACUACAUGGACCAGUGGGUGGGGGUGUUCUUCAAGAAGGGGUAUUACUUCCUUUUCGACCCAAACCAGAGGGGAGCGUUGGGAUGCAGAUCGGCAGUGGAAGGUGCCGCCUGCGUGCUCAGAUUCGAGAAACUGGAUGACCUGUCUCAGAGGCUGGUCAACAAUCUCCUGCCCGCGGAUCAGAACGCAGAGGAAGAGAGGGAGGAAGAGUACGAGCUGGUGCUGGUCAGGCUUGAAGGAGGCAUCUGUCAAUGUAUCUGAGUAUAUUGAUUUCAGAUUGAACUCGUGCCAUUUCAUCUUGAAUAUAGGAAGAAGCCAAAUUGAUCUGAUAGACGUACAGAGUCGGAUCUUUCAAGUUAUCGAGCGUAAGUCAAAGAGUGUUCAACUCGCUUCCAGUUGAGAGUUUACUUCUCCAGAAAUAAAGGUGGUGGCAAAAAUCAUGAUUUGUCCAAACAAUGUCAAAUGUUGUAUUUCCAUUGAGAAUAAUCAUUUUGCUGCCUAGGCAGAAAAGUCCUAACUUUGCUGCCUAGGCAGGAAAAGUAAUACUUUGCUGAUUAUUAUGUGUCUGCAAAUUUAAUACGGAGAAAAAAUAAAUAUUUUUUACUUUGACGACCUACCGAUCUCGCGGACACAGGUAGGGUGGGUUUGAAUGUUUUUUUUAGUUCACAAUUUACUUUCUACUAAAACAUAAAGAAAUAAUAAAACAUUUCAUAAAAAUUUGCUGUUUUUGAUCUAUUGGGUAUUUUAUUCUAGGAUAUCAAGAUCGCUUCGGUAUAAAAGCUGAAUAUGAAACUUUUACUUCAUAUGCAAAAUACAAACGCUGGUUAUAUUGAUUUACUAUGAGUACGACAUCAUUGUUUAAUUCAUCUGGAUGAGGAGGAGUCAGGAGUUAUGAUAUGAUCCUUGAAAUUAACAUAAACAAACCACCUUUCGUUCUCCAACACGAAUGCGAAAUUCGAAAACGAGCGACGAAGGAGCGAAUUUUCGGAAUUUGGAACGUACAUUUCGAAUUUUGAUAUAAUUUACAUUAACGCAUUAAAUUCGUGAAUUAUGUCUCACGAUAUCGAUUUAACACUACCAGAAUUAAGAUAAAUUGCGAAUAAUGUUGCAUAUUCAUUCCACUAUAUCCAAAUUAUUAUAUAGUGACGUGUGUUGAAAUUUGAUAGGAUCGGAAGUCAGUGUUGACAAGCACAAAACUCGAAUUCUCACACGAAAUUCCAUCAAUAUCAUAAAAACCGAAUCCCAGAUAUUGAGGUCUUGCGAAUUCCAUGUUCGCGCACGCGCGUCAUAUGUUAUUGAGAACUGAAAUUUGAGCUACAACUCAAAUCAGAGACCCAGAGAUUUGAGUCAAAUCAGAUAAGGUAAUGAAAUCGGAGCACAAAACAUUUUUAAACUCAAAAGUGAUAACAAUUAAUCCUUCGACUUUCAGUGAACUCUGAAGCAAUUGUUAAAAUUUCAUAAUUACUGAUUUGAAAAGUAUUGUCUUUGAUGCCUCCUUCAGAUAAUUUAUAAAUUACCAUCAAAUAUAAAAUAUGUACAUUUAUUCCGAGUUCUUAUCCAUUAAGACUGAAGAAAGGAAUUAAUAUAUUCUCUUUGUUUCAGAAUUGCAGAGAAUGAAGUCUAUUUCCACUUAAAAGCAAAAAUAUAUAAACCAAUUUUUAAUGUGAUUGAGGAAUAAAUUUUGAAUUUGUCUUGAA
Molecule: messenger RNA, 7235 nt
Organism: Harmonia axyridis
Lineage: Eukaryota; Metazoa; Arthropoda; Insecta; Coleoptera; Coccinellidae
Exons: 17
Coding region: 115-5799 (1894 amino acids)
Source: RefSeq, a predicted model, not a curated record